AUGGAGGGCACUGCGAAGAGCAGGCCGAGGGAAGCAGAGUCGCCAGUCUGCCGAGCGGCGGUUGCCUCGGCUCUGGCUCUCUUGUUUGUAGUACUCAGCAUGUCCUCCUCGUUCACCUGUGAACAGUGUUCAGGAACGGUGGCCAUCAUUGGCGCGGAGGCGCAUUCGGGCGGGCUUGAAAAGCAGAGGAUAAGUAAGGAGAAGCAAGAGGGUGCCGAAGCCGAGCUCGGCGGGGCAUUUGACCUGCUAGAUCCUGAGAUUGACGCAGGAAGCGCUGGAGAGGAGAUCAGUUUGGGCCACGGGGGGCCUGAGAACCAUGAAGACGAUGCAGAAAACAAGAGCCACAUGGACGACGACCAAGAAAGAACGGCGAGCCGCCGGGCGCGAAAAGAGAAGGAAGCUGCUCUCAUUUCCACGAUGAAAGAGCUCCUUGAGGAAAACAGCGAAUACCGAAAGAUGGAAGCACAAAGAGAGCGAGAGAAACUUCUUUCGCGAUACAAGGCAGAGGAAGGUGGCUUAGAUGCAGAAGGCUCCCCGAUCUAUAACAAAGAGACCAAGAAGUUUUUGAAAGUGCAAAAGAGAAAAGGUUUGGUGGAGGGUGGUGCGAUUACUAGCGGUACAUUGGCGGCGGCGGGUCUGACCGGCCUACUGCUGGCAAACCGCAAAGGAGAUUUUCUCGAGGGAGAUGCUCGUCAAUCGCGCAGCAAAACGAAUCUUGCCCUCACGGCGAGCAGUAUCGUUGGGGCCCUCGGUCUUGCCCUAUCUCUCUUGCAACGGCGUCGAUACAAGGAGAAGCUCACCCAGCUCGAGCGCAGGCUCCUGCGCAUGGAGAAGGAAGCACAGGCUGGACACAUGCCUGAGAACGAAGCAUUUUUUGGGCUGGACGAGGAGACCCCUGAGCAGAAGCGGAAAAGGUUAAAAAAAUUGCGGGCGUCGGACACGCGAGAUAGACGAUGA
Besnoitia besnoiti is the source of this 957-nucleotide messenger RNA. RefSeq lists its product as uncharacterized. Lineage: Eukaryota; Apicomplexa; Conoidasida; Eucoccidiorida; Sarcocystidae. The record is from RefSeq and is a predicted model, not a curated record. The transcript has 3 exons. The coding region runs from base 1 to 957 and encodes 318 amino acids.